AUGGGUGCUUAUGAGUUCUGGUCCAGCUUCUUGCACUCACAGCUCUUUGAGCAUCCUAAAUUACCAGACACUACCUGCGCAGGCCAAACAAUCAUCGUUACUGGCGCCAACACAGGUCUUGGCAAGGAGGCCGCUCGUCACUUUGCCGCACUUGGUGCCAGAAAACUCAUCCUUGCCGUCCGCAACGUCGAAGCAGGAGAAGAAGCCAAGAGAGAUAUUAAAGCCACGACACAAUGCGAGUCGGAUGUCAUUGAAGUCUGGGAACUCGAUCUGUGCAGAUAUGAGUCUAUCGAUGAAUUCGUAAAGCAAGCUUCAAAACUAAACCGCGUUGACGUCCUUCUUAGCAAUGCGGGUAUGGCUUCCUUGCAAUGGAACACCUUUUCGGCACGCUGGGAUAUGAAGUCCCGCGAGCGGAUCAUUGGAAUCAAUGUCAUCAGCACCUUCUACCUCGCCAUAUCAAUGAUCCCAAAGCUCAAGACUACAGCUUCAGAGUGUGGCACCACCCCUCGCCUCACCAUGGUCGUAAGCGACGCCCAUCUGAUUGCCAAAUUCACAGAACUCAAGGAGAUGAUGAUUUUCGAAACAUUCGACGAUAAAGAGCGAGCUACUCCUGCAGUUACGAUGGACCGAUACCCAACGAGCAAGCUCCUCGAAGUCCUGAUUGUUCGACAAAUCGCACCAAUGUUGGAAGGAUCGGACGUUGUUAUGAACAUGGUGAACCCCGGUUUCUGCAAGUCGGACCUCGCACGAGAGAAACAUAUCUUCAUGACCAUCUUGUCCUACCUCUUUGCACGUACUACUGAGACGGGAGGAGCUACUUUGGUUACUGCGGCUAUGUCGAGAAACGAGUCAAUUGGAAAAUACUUCUCCGACGGACGAAUGAACGAUGAAGCUCUUUCGAAGUGGGUCAGAAGUAUGGAUGGAAAGCAAGCUGGUAUCCGGGUUUGGAACGAAUUGAAGGCGAUCUUGGAAGAUAUUCAGCGUGACGUCACUGCUAGUGUUUGCCCAGCAUACGUUGACUGGAAGAAAACUAAAUGA
This is a messenger RNA of Hymenoscyphus albidus, 1038 nucleotides long. NCBI's taxonomy places the organism in Eukaryota, Fungi, Ascomycota, Leotiomycetes, Helotiales, Helotiaceae. The record is from the annotation of a GenBank genome assembly.